AUGUUGCUGUCGGAGUCGAUUCUGGCGCUGGCGCCAACGACGCCGCCAGUGGCAGUGGUCAUUGCGACCGUGAUUGUGGGUUUGCUUGGGCUGGGGCUAAUGUGGCGGAUUAGUCUGGCGCGAGCUCAGGCGCGGGCGGGGCCAAAGCAAGUUGAUGUGCUGGGUGUUGAUGGGGCAUCGCGAGGGCAGCUGCCGCGCGACUGCGACUGCUAUUUGACGCAAAACUAUUUCGUGGCAACGGUCAACGGCGUUGACAUUGACCGGCACUUUGACUACACGGGGCCCGAUGAGUUUGUGCGACAGCAAGCCCGCUUCUUGCGGAAGAUUGACGGGGAAACCACCCAGGCACUGCUGCGUGAGCUGCGCGAACAGGCCGACCGUCGCCGCCGCGAGCCCGACAUCCUGGCCACCCGCCAUGCCAUUAUUCAGCGCUGCUACCAGCCCAAGGACCCGGGUGUCAUGACGCUACGCCGCCAAGAUGUGGCCCCUGAAUUACUCCGUCUGAUUGAAUUGUGUGACAAGGGCGCCACUCGGGACGAUCUCGUUGGCAAAGCCCGUCUGGUGGAGCUCGGCCCGGGAAUUUACGGCUUUCCCUGUCUGCGACCCGCCUUCUGCGCCCGGCUGCUGGCGGAGCUGAAUCAUUAUCAUCACCAAUGUGAUCAGGCCAUACGCGAGAGCGUCAAUUCCAUGUCCCAGCACGGCGCCCCGCUCGCCGACCUGGGGUUCACCGCUGGCUUCUCCGAUGUGCUGAUGCGCACCAUCGCCCGCCCGCUGGUCCGAGUUCUCUUGGGUGAAGAGUUUAGUCAUCUGGAUCAUCAUCGAUGUUUUACAGUGCGGUACCGCAGCGAUCUUGACCGCAAGCUGACGCUGCACUACGACAACAGGUUUGCACCGGCCGGCCAGUCAGCCGAGCUGCAACAAGCCAUUUGA
Molecule: messenger RNA, 930 nt
Organism: Monosiga brevicollis MX1
Lineage: Eukaryota; Choanoflagellata; Craspedida; Salpingoecidae
Exons: 3
Coding region: 1-930 (309 amino acids)
Source: RefSeq, a predicted model, not a curated record